Molecule: messenger RNA, 2325 nt
Organism: Cajanus cajan (pigeon pea)
Lineage: Eukaryota; Viridiplantae; Streptophyta; Magnoliopsida; Fabales; Fabaceae
Product: scarecrow-like protein 21
Source: RefSeq, a predicted model, not a curated record
GCAACUCAGACUUCAUUGGGGACCAAAGCACCCAACAACCUAUGUCACUUGACAUGUGUUCCAAAAUAUAAUCUUUAAUUCCAAAAAAUCCUCUUUAUAUGACACACAUGUAUGUGCAUCAUAAAUUUUCAUUCAGUUUGAGCUGCAAAUCCAACUGGGUCCUCACUGGUUCUGGGUGAUCUUGUUUCAGAUCAGGCUUUUUACUAAGCAUAUUAUGAAUCUGGGAAAAUAUAGGUUGUGCUGUCAAGAUGCUUACUCUUUUGGUUUUGAAAUAACAACUAAUUUUCAGUACACUGCUACUGCCAAGCAGAAAUUAAAUUAUAGAUAACCAUAGCCGCCUUUGAAGAGUAGAACCAACAAUUCAGCGGUGAGCGUGUCAAAAUCCUUUGGAGUUGAGUAUAGCAAAGAACUGGCUAGUUCUCGAUGCAAACAUCUCAGAAUCAUAAAUUUUCUUAUGGCUCAGGCGGGUUCUAUGUUGAGCCUGUGCAAAAUUUGGAGUCAUAUUGCGUACCAUCAAGUGAGAACUUAGACAAUUACUGUUCCUCUGAUAACAGCAGCCAAACCACCUACCCCUCUGUCCAAACCUUAGAACAAUAUUGCACCCUUGAAUCUGCUUCCACAAGCAACAGUUUCCCUUGCCAAAAUUCUCCAUCUGCUCCCAGUUUCUCAUCCAACAACAGUCCAGUGUCGAAGUCAUAUGUGUUAAGGCCACAACAUUCUCUUGAAAUUGUUAACGGCUCACCCGAGGAUGAUUCGUACCUGACACAUGACCUCGACGACCUGACGCAUAAAAUAAGAGAGCUGGAAACUGCUAUGCUGGGACCUAAUGCAAAUAUGCUUGACAUCUAUGAUGCUGUAAUUCCAGAAGAGCCUGAUUCAUUGUUGUUAGAGGCAGAGAAGUGGAAGAAAUUGAUGGAGAUGGCAUCUAGAGGGGAUUUGAAAGAGAUGCUUUAUACUUGUGCAAGAGCAAUGGCUGUGAAUGAUAUGGAGACAACUGAAUGGCUGAUGUCAGAGUUGCGUAAGAUGGUGUCCAUUUCGGGCAACCCGAUGCAACGGUUGGGAGCAUACAUGUUGGAGUCUCUUGUGGCAAGGAUGUCUGCUUCAGGAAGCACAAUCUACAAAUCCUUGAAAUGCAGUGAGCCUACUGGUAAUGAACUACUUUCAUACAUGCAUGUACUAUAUGAAAUUUGUCCAUACUUCAAGUUUGGGUACAUGUCAGCAAAUGGAGCAAUUGCUGAAGCUCUGAAGGAGGAAAAUGAAGUCCACAUAAUUGACUUUCAGAUUAGCCAAGGAACUCAAUGGGUGAGCCUAAUUCAGGCUCUUGCUCGGCGGCCUGGAGGGCCGCCAAAGAUCAGAAUAUCAGGAGUGGAUGACUCCUUUUCCUCUUAUGCCAGAGGAGGAGGGCUUGAUAUUGUUGGGAAAAGGUUAUCAGCGCUUGCAGAGUCAUGUCAUGUACCCUUUGAGUUCAAUGCUGUGAGAGUACCUGCCUCUCAGGUGCAACUUGAAGACCUUGAACUUCGCCCUUAUGAAGCUUUGGCUGUGAAUUUUUCCAUAAUGCUGCAUCAUGUGCCAGAUGAGAGUGUGAACAGUCACAAUCAUCGCGAUCGGUUGCUGAGACUGGCAAAGCACCUGUCUCCCAAGGUGGUGACUCUGGUUGAGCAAGAAUUCAACACCAACAACACACCAUUCUUGCAGCGUUUCGUUGAGACGAUGAACUACUACCUGGCCAUUUUUGAAUCAGUUGAUGCUGUUCUUCCAAGGGAGCACAAAGAGAGGAUCAAUGUGGAGCAGCACUGCUUGGCACGUGAAGUAGUCAACUUGAUAGCAUGUGAGGGAGAAGAAAGAGUUGAACGCCAUGAGCUACUGAAUAAGUGGAGAAAGCGUUUCACAAUGGCUGGGUUUACACCUUAUCCAUUGAGCUCCGUUAUUAAUUCUUCAAUCAAGGAUCUUCUGCAGAGCUAUCAUGGACACUACACUCUGGAAGAGAGAGAUGGUGCACUAUUUCUUGGUUGGAUGAAUCAAGUUCUUAUUGCCUCUUGUGCUUGGAGAUGAAAAUUCGAUAACAGUUGGUUCAUUUUUGUUACUCCAGGCUUUUAGUUAGGUUAUAUAUCAUCCUUAACUUCUUUAUAGAACUUCUCUUCACUUCAUAGUCAAUUACUGUUAUGUAAGAGAGCUUUCUUAAUUUUAUGUUAGCAAUACAAGUAAUAUCAAGAAAGACUAUAUUCUGAAAUUGUCUCUAAGAUGUAUUUCAGAACUUGUAAUGCUUACCAAAGAUAAAAAGAAUAUUGUCAAAUUAUAAAUGCAAAGCAUGGAAGUUAUUAUCUA